UGAUUGGCAGCCCGCUUCCCAAUGGCCUCGUGCGGCGAGGAUUGACGUCUCUACUGCCCAAUAGGAGCGUUUCCGUGGCGAGGCUGGGAAGACGGGCGGUGCUCUCCGUCACCGGGCGGGGGGAGAUGGCGGUGCGGCGGCAGCUGCGGCGAUUCUUUGAGGAGCCGCAGGUCUGCGGCACAAUCGUGGUAGAGCAGCCGCUCUCCCCCGAUCCUCCGCCGGCUCCUCCUCCGACGUCGGCCGCGGAGGUGCCGCGGUGCCACGAGCUGCGGUCGGAGGACUGCGCCGUGUUCCAGUGCCGCGGGUGCUGGGCGGUGCUUGGCGACUCGCUGCACCUGUGCGCGCUGGAGGAGCAGCGCCUCGGCCUCCUCGUCUGCCUCAGAGUCACCAGCGACGUGCUGUGCGAGGAGGCGCUGAUGGUCGGCCUGGAGGGAGCACUGAUGGGAUGUGCUUACAAUGCGCUGUCUUGUCGGUCGUGUGGCACAGCUGUGGGCUUUGUUCUUUAUUCUGCCUUCAGAGACCUGGCCCGUCUCCGAGGCUUCUUCUGUUUCUUCAAGAGCAGCAUCUUCUGUUAUCUCUUAAAAAGCAAAAUGAUAAUAGAAGCUUCUAAGGUGAAAUUUCCUGCUGUGACCCUAAAGGAUCAAAUGGAGAAACUGAAAGAAAACCUUGUGAUGGCCCACAUGCGCGUAGAAUUGCUGAUGAAGAAGAUGGAGCAAUUGAAACAGAAUAAUGUGGCAGAAAACAGAGCUCUGCAUCACAUGCAAUUGCCCUAACGCCACAAUGGUGAAUACCAAGAAAUAACAUGACAUUUUAAAGAAAUACUGGAGUUGUUGCUGCAGCUCUGCUGACUUUUGCCAUUUUGAUGAAAUAAGGCACUAGGUGGCUGAUCUGUCACUAUCUGCACGUAGAAAGAACUGACACUUCAGUGCAUCUCUUCAAUCUAAGGAGAACACCUGAAAAUCUAACCUACUGAAGAUGCGCACAUUAAAAUGAACAGCUUACUCAUGCAGCGUAUAAUUCUCUAAGACUGUAUUACUUUGGCUGUGAUUCUCCAUGGUGACUUCAGGGGGUAGAACAGUUUUUGCAACAAUCAAAUCGGGCCUCUAGACCCAUACAAAACAUGGUAUCAUAACGAUAAUUGAGAGGAAGCGUUGUAAUUUAGAGAUUCUUAAGGAGUUAUGAAGUUUUUGUUCUAUCUUUUCAUGCAGAUAGAAUAUUCAUGGCAGCUAGCUGUUUUUCAAGUGGUUCAUUAGCUACAUCUGGUAUGUGAGGCUUCUAAAUAGCCUCCUGAUGAAUUCAUUUAAAGAAUUUGCUUGUACGCGCGGCCUGCAAGACGAGCAAGUUAGCAUCUCCCAGAAGCUGCACAGUUGUGCUUGGUGAAUCUAUAUGGUGUAAAGCUAAUUGGAACAUAAGGUUAUGGAUUUCAAAUUGAGGUACAAUGCUUGCUUCUGCCAGAGUCAUCUGGAAACACAGUCACAUGGCUGCGUGGAUCCAAGUUCUGUCUGCUCCAUGAAGUUUAGUCUGUGAGCAGCUGCCUUCAAUAAAUUUGAGCCUUUUUUGAUUAAGA
Molecule: messenger RNA, 1567 nt
Organism: Numida meleagris (helmeted guineafowl)
Lineage: Eukaryota; Metazoa; Chordata; Aves; Galliformes; Numididae
Gene: OIP5
Product: Opa interacting protein 5
Exons: 5
Coding region: 126-773 (215 amino acids)
Biological process (GO): CENP-A containing chromatin assembly; chromosome segregation
Cellular component (GO): nucleus; chromatin; chromosome, centromeric region
Source: RefSeq, a predicted model, not a curated record